AUGGCUCCCACCACUGUCAAGAUCAUCAAAAACAUCAUCAUACUCGAGGUUGAAAACCUCCUUCAAGGUUGGCCAGCAUAUGUUAUUAACUUCACACCAGAAAAUCCUGGCCCACAUAAAUUAAUCCUGCAUCUCAAGAACCCAAAAAAAUAUGUGAAGAUUGACUCUGAUGAUGAAGAUGAAGCCAUGAUUGUGGAGUACCAUAGGUAUCAUGAUGCAUAUAGCCAACAUUUCUAA
Messenger RNA from Pisolithus orientalis, 237 nucleotides. RefSeq lists its product as uncharacterized. The transcript has 2 exons. NCBI's taxonomy places the organism in Eukaryota, Fungi, Basidiomycota, Agaricomycetes, Boletales, Pisolithaceae. Bases 1 to 237 code for a protein of 78 amino acids. The record is from RefSeq and is a predicted model, not a curated record.